AAAUUAUUUCAUCAGCUUUCUGGUUUUUAUUUUAUAGAAGAAGAAAUUUGAUGAAGUGGAAGUGUUAAUAAACAGGAUGGAAAAGAUAGAAUUAAAAAGAUCAAGCACUCGAGCCAAAGUCUUGGGCACAGUGGUUUCCAUCGCUGGAGCAUUCGUAGUGACUCUCUACAAAGGCCCAAAAUUAUUAGUGGCUAUCACGUCCACGCCCAAUUUCCUUAGCCAAUCUCUCAGCUCAUCCCAAUCGAAUUGGAUGCUUGGCGGCCUUUUCCUCACAACUGAAUAUAUUUUGGUUCCUAUGUGGUACAUUGUUCAGACAUGGAUUAUGAAAGAGUAUCCAGCUGAAGUGACUGUAGUUUUCUUCUACAACUUGUGUGUGAGCUGCCUAGCUGCUAUUGUAGGCUUUUUCACUGAACCCGAUUCCAGCAAAUGGCGAAUUAAACCAGAUAUUGCACUGGCCUCCAUCCUAUGCUCUGGAAUUUUGGGCUCAUCCCUAAACAAUACCAUUCACACCUGGGCUUUGCGCGUCAAAGGACCAGUGUAUGUAGCAAUGUUCAAGCCACUGUCCAUUGCCAUUGCAGUAGCCAUGGGAGUCAUUAUCCUAGGAGAUACUCUUUAUUUGGGAAGCGUUCUGGGAGCGACUGUAAUUGCCAUCGGAUUCUAUACUGUAAUGUGGGGAAAGGCAAAAGAGAUGCCUGAAUACGAUGAUUCUAAUGAUCUCGAGUCUACUUCAGCCCAAAAGUUUCCUUUGUUACAGAAUUACAAAAAUGAAGGUAUCUCAAACAAGUAAACAAGUUAAAUGAACUCAUCAAGCAGAAAGGCAAGUCACACAAAAAGCGCGCAGUUGCUGCAAAGCAAGAAAGAAGCUACUAUUUUUGAUACACAAGGGGAGCAGUUGUAUAGGAAGAAACAAAAGGCUGCUGUUGGGAGAAGCAGAGCAGCAAAUUGUAGGCAUAUAUAUCCUUGUUUUGUACAGCUCUUCUGAAACAGCAUGCUCAACUUGUAUCUCAUGAAUGAACUAAAGCCUAUUUUAGUACAGUAACUGAACAAAAAUGUAACAGGUAAGCAAUUAAGGGCUACUAAUUAAUCAAAAUUAAACAGGAUGUAUGCAUCCUUUCUGUACCUCAACAGGCUCUAGUGUACUUUAUAUAAAGAAAGAUUGUUAAACCA
Molecule: messenger RNA, 1167 nt
Organism: Nicotiana attenuata
Lineage: Eukaryota; Viridiplantae; Streptophyta; Magnoliopsida; Solanales; Solanaceae
Product: WAT1-related protein At3g28050-like
Exons: 4
Coding region: 77-787 (236 amino acids)
Cellular component (GO): plasma membrane
Molecular function (GO): transmembrane transporter activity
Source: RefSeq, a predicted model, not a curated record